UCAAACUAUUAAUUCUACAGGUCUUAAUAUCUAUAUGUACAUAUUGCCUGGCUUAGCAAAAGUAUAAGCAAUCAACUACUUGACACACAUACUUUUCAAUUCCUAGCAUAAAACAGUACACUUCAAUCAUGAAAGUGUUAGCAAUAACACUGUGGGUUCUUUUGUUUUUUAUUUUGACAAACACCAAGUUUUUUGUUUGUGUAGGCAUUUGCAAAGAAACCUAGCAACGAGCGUUGGAGAGCUUGAAGAGAAAAGUAGAUGUUCCCUCGGAACUUCCCUCUUCUUGGGUUGUUGGAAAAGAUUGUUGCGAAUGGGAAGGGGUCGUGUGCAACAAUCUAACUCGUCAUGUGAUUGAGCUACACAAAAUUAGUGAUUGGGAAGAAUCGAGCUAUGUACGUAUCACUAGCCUUGAAUGGCUGCCAAGUAUUUUGAGUCUUGAGCACUUGGACAUGUAUUAUGUGGAUCUUAGCAAAGCAACUAACUGGCUACAGGUCAUUAACAUGCUUCCUUCUCGUGUUGAUCUUAGUUUAUCCCAUUGUACACUUAAUCAUAUACAACCUCUACUUCAUCACAAUUUUUCUUCACUUGAAACCCUCGAUCUUUCCUGGAACAACUUUAGUUCUCUUCUUCCCAAAUGGGUUUUCAACCUUGCCAGUCUCGUUUCUCUUGAUUUGAGUUAUAGUAAGUUUACCGGCCCGUUUCCUGACGGUCCAGUUAACUUGACUUCUCUCACAACAUUCAGCGCUUCUUAUAACUCUUUCAAUUGUCUUUUACCUAGAUGGUUGUUUGAUCUAAGUAAUCUUAAAGAUCUUUACCUCAGUUCUAGUGGUAUUGAAGGUACGAUACCAAGUAAGAGCUAAAACAUGACAAACUUAAAAAUCUCGGGCUUUCUGAUAAUAAGCUUUCUGGAAAGUUACCAAAUUUAAUUGGAAAGUUAAAGAAAUUAGAAUAUCUUGAGCUCUCAGAUAUCUGAUGGGGAAGUAUCUGAAUUAUUCAACGGUAGGAGUAAUUUCUUUAAAGCGGAAAUGGGAAAUAGUUCCUCUUUCAGGUAUUUGAGACUAGAAAACAAUAAACUCACCGUCACUCUUCCAAAAAGUCUUGACCAACUUUCAGUGCUAGAAGACUUUCACAUCUAUAACAAUGGGUUGGAAGGUGCUGUAACAGAAAGUCAUUUCUCUGAAUUAACACAACUAAAGGACUUCACUGCAUAUGGAAAUAAUGUAACUUUAAAAGUGAAUGAAAAUUGGAUUCCACCUUUUCAAGCCACGUACAUGGAAAUAGGCCGCUGGAAUAUAGGCCCUCUGUUUCCCAUGUGGCUCCGAACUCAGAAGAUGAUAACGCAAGUUGACAUAUCAGAUGGUGGAAUACAAGGUGAGGUUCCAACUUUGUUUUGGAACUUGUCUUCUCAAACUCAAUAUCUCAAUCUUUCUCACAACCAAUUUGUUGGUGAGGUUCCAAUCAUCUCAAUACCUUCUUGGUUAGUUGGAAAUGGAGAUGCUCCUUGGUUAAUGUACUUGGGUUCCAACAAAUUUAGUGGGCCGUUACCGUUAAUUUCAACCACUGUAGCUGAGCUAGAUCUUUCGAACAAUUCUUUUUCGAAAGGUUUAUCUAACUUUUUGUAUGAAGCAAAAAAUGGAUCUUAUAAAUUGGAAAUCUUAAAUCUCGGGCGAAACUAUUUAUCCGUAGAAAUUCCGGAUUGUUGGAUGAAUUGGCCAAAUUUGAGAGUUUUAAUCAUGAGGGACAAUAACUUGAUUGGAGGCAUACCAAGAUCCAUAAAGUUUUUGAUUGAUUUGCGAUCCUUUGACUUUCGAAAAAAUAGACUUAAUGGUCCAUUUCCUUCAUCCUUAGAAAACUGCACAAAACUGAAUAAAAUGGAUUUAGCUGAGAAUGUGUUUGUUGGACAAUUACCAUCUUGGUUGGGAAUGAGGUUUCCAACCUUGAUAGUCCUUAUCCUUCGGUCCAAUAAAUUCGAUGGUGAAUUGCCUCAAGAACUUUGUCACCUCAAAGAUCUUCAGAUCUUAGACCUCGGAAACAAUACAUUCGGUGCGAUCAUACUGAGAUGUAUUAGCAAUUUCAGUGCAAUUGUCAAAGGAAAAAUGGUAUUGGAUGAUGAUACGUAAUCGUAUGGUCAUUAUUAUCAGAGACGAUUGAGAGAGAGUGCAGUGGUGAUGACUAAAGGCAACAUGUACCAGUAUGACACCAUUUUGGCGUUGUUUGCAAGUAUAGGAUUCCAAAUGGCAUUGGCGACAUGAAAGCAUUGGAAUCUGUUGAUCUUUUAGAAAAUCAACUUUAUGGUCAAAUCCCACAAAGCUUUUUGAGUUUGUCCACUUUCAACUACUUGAAUCUACCUGAAAAGAGUUUAUCAGGUAUGAUACCAUUGAGCACUCAACUUCAAAGCUUUGAUCCCACGAGUUUUCAAGGAAACAAACUCUGUGGGCUUCCACUCUUAGCAAACUGCAAUUUAGGUGGUACAGUUCCUAAUGUUGAGUAUGAUGAAGAUGAGAGUGAUGAAGAUGAAGUGGAUUGCUUCUACAUUUCAAUGGCAAUAGGAUUUGCACUAAGCUUUUGGGGUGUAAGUGAUUCAUUGCUUUUCGAGAGAUCAUGGAGACAUGCUUAUUUUCGUUUCUUAGACCGUAGCUGGGAAUGGUGCUUGCAAAGGCUCCGAUAUGUUGAUAGAUAUGACUAAGGAUUUUACUAUUCUCAAAAAUUAAUUUGUAUGCUUACACUUCUCUUCAAUAAAUAAUUUAUAACUCUGUUAUUAAGUUGUUUCAUUUUGUGUUCAAAACUCACGAUGGAACAACUGUUAAGGAGCUUUGUAAUACAAAAUCAGUUUUUUUUAAUUUAAUAGAAUUAGCAAGAA
Molecule: messenger RNA, 2860 nt
Organism: Lycium barbarum (goji berry)
Lineage: Eukaryota; Viridiplantae; Streptophyta; Magnoliopsida; Solanales; Solanaceae
Product: receptor-like protein EIX2
Exons: 2
Coding region: 1026-2120 (364 amino acids)
Molecular function (GO): protein binding
Source: RefSeq, a predicted model, not a curated record